Drechmeria coniospora is the source of this 942-nucleotide messenger RNA. RefSeq lists its product as uncharacterized. Lineage: Eukaryota; Fungi; Ascomycota; Sordariomycetes; Hypocreales; Ophiocordycipitaceae. The coding region runs from base 1 to 942 and encodes 313 amino acids. The record is from RefSeq and is a predicted model, not a curated record. The transcript has a single exon.
AUGUGGUCGCCCACGCCCGGCCCCGCGGAGCCGUACCGUGACGGGUGUCGCUCGUUGCACUUGCUGGCCGCGAGGGGAUGCUCGUGGCAGGCCGUCUCUGACUGCACGUCUUCGAAAGAAAGCGGGCUCCCGAGGAGAGCGUGGCAGGCCAUCUCCGACUGCACGUCUUUGAAAGAAACGCGGGAUCCCGAGGAGAGCGUGUCAGGCCGUCUCCGACUGCACGUCUUCGAAAUAAACGCGGGCUCCCGAGGAGAGCGAGGCAGGCCGUCUCCGACUGCACGGCACCGAAAGAAAGCGGGCUCCCGAGGAGAGCGAGGCAGGCCAUCUCCGACUGCACGUCUCGGAAAGAAAAGCGGGCUCCCGAGGAGAGCGAGGCAGGCCAUCUCCGACUGCACGUCUUCGAAAGAAACGCGGGCUCCCGAGGAGAGCGUGGCAGGCCGUCUUCUGCUGCACGUCUCCGAAAGAAAAGCGGACUCCCGAGGAGAGGCAAGGGUGAAGCUGCGUCCGGACGUCGCGAGCCCCCCUCGCAUGCCGGCACUCUUCCCGACGAUACGGGCUCUGGCAGCCGUGCUGCUCCUCGUCGGCCGGCCUCGGGAAUCGACAUGUCCGCCAUCAAGCCAGGCCGCUGGCUCCGGCACAAGCCUCACGGGACCGGCGGUGACGGCAGGGACUGAUGACGACCAACGCCUUUUCUCAACCAAAAUGUCUAUGGAGGAUGGCAGAUCUACUCGCUCUCCGGCGAGGUUCCCAAGUCCGUCUACGCCCCAUCAACACAGUGGCCCAAUCGCCGCCCGUGCACGGAUGGCAUUCGACGCCGAGGCGCGAGCUCAAGGCCCGCGAAGCAGCAGCAGCGUCUCGGGCUCCCUCGUGCAGUCUCCCCGUUGGUCGGGCCGGUCGUCUCGAUCCCCCCGUCCUCGCAGCUCGGCCUGCUUGUUGAGGUAG